CAUAUUCGCAGUCAUUGGUAUUUUUUUAGAAUAAACAAUGGCGAGAUGCAUCCAUAGCAACUCAAUGUCGAUGACUUCCGUCCAAGAGCUCAAGCAUGUAACCCGGAACAGCUGAAUGCUGCAUACGAAGAGAAACGCUGCUAACACAAACAAGAGAAGCACUAAAAGAUGAAAGGAGCCAUCAUUCUUCCUUCCGAGAGCGCACAUUCACCAUUUCAACACCUUCAAAAUAAAUGAACACAUUGUUCAAUCUAGAGGUGUUCGCUGGUGUCUACCAAAAGAAGACAGCUACCUCGGCCGCUAAACCCCAUCCCGUCAUCUAGCUCCAAAACAUUCCAUAUCCAACCUCGACCCAUUCAUCCCAAGAAACUCCCCACCACCAUCCACCAACCCACCCACCAUGUCGAAACCUAACCCCUUCCACACCCUCUUCAGAAGACACACCUCCCGAACCCUCCUCCACCCGCAAAAACCCCUGCCAACCCGCCUCCAAACCCCACAAUGCCUCUCCCGCCAACACCUCCGCACCCACCACCCGCAACAAACCCGCACCUUCCACAGCACCCUCCGACCCGCCAACGACACCAACAACGGCCUGGACCCAAACUUCGUCUCGAUCCUCGACCGGCCGGCGAAAAUGGCGCGAGCAGGCUCGCAACACGGCCCAGGCCUCAUCAUCCUCGCCAUCAUCCCGCUCACGGCGUUCGCGCUGGGGUGCUGGCAAGUCAAGCGACUGGGCGAGAAAACCGAACUCGUGGCGCGCUUCGAAGACCGUCUUACGUUCCCUCCGCUAGAGCUCCCGCACCGCAUCGACGGCGCCGCGAUCGCGGAUUUCGAUUACAGAAAAGUGUUUGCGAGGGGGCGGUUACGGCAUGAUCAGGAGAUGCUGAUUGGGCCGCGCAUGAUGGACGGCGAGGAAGGGUAUACGGUUGUCACGCCGUUGGAGCGCGUCGAUGAGGCUGGCGUCAAGACUAAGAUUCUGUGCUGUAGAGGCUGGAUUAAGAAGGAUGCUGAGAAGCAGUGGUUUAGGCGCCAGCAGGGGGCUCUGCCUGAGGGGGAGGUGCUCGUGGAAGGGUUGUUGAGGGUGCCGCCAAAGGGGAAUAUGUUCACGCCUGUUAAUAGGCCUGAGGAGGGGAAGUGGUUUUUUCCCAGUGUGCAGGAGAUGGCUGAGUGGACGGGGAGUCAGGCGGUUUGGGUCGAGGAGACGAUGACGCCGGACCUGCUCACGACGUACGAGCGCGAACCUAAAGGAAUUCCCAUUGGAAGAGCAGCCACCGUCAACUUGAGGAAUAACCACACACAGUACAUCUUCACAUGGUAUGCUUUGAGUCUCGCAACCUCAAUCAUGUUUUACAUGGUCGUGAAGAAGCCCAUGUCUGGAGCACAGCGCCGUGUACGUCAUAGCAGCGAAUGGUAG
This is a messenger RNA of Periconia digitata, 1417 nucleotides long. The record is from the annotation of a GenBank genome assembly. NCBI's taxonomy places the organism in Eukaryota, Fungi, Ascomycota, Dothideomycetes, Pleosporales, Periconiaceae.